AUAGUUGAUCCUUCGGAGGCGAUGCAGGCGGGAGUCGGCUGCAAUGAUCAAGCAGACAGCAAAUGCUCUCGACCUGUCAUGCAAUAGUCUAGAACCUGAUAUCCGUCAUAUGGCCACACUACAAUGCCAUAUAACGGAACGCAAUUAAUUAGCACACUGCUUGCUUGGCCAACCAACACCAUCUAUCGCAAUCAAAUUGCCUGCGAGUGGUUACUUUUCCUAAGGAAAUGCUUCGAUCGCCAUUUUCGACACCACGCAAGUCGACUCAGGAAGUCCCCAUACAAGGCGAUGCCAGUGGCUUGAGCCUGAAAUUAAACAUCACCGAGCCAGCCUUAUUCGCCCCGACCAUAUCAGACAAACCAGCAGUUCUCCGUGGUGAAUGCCGAGUGACGGUGAAUGAAGCUGUGACAGUGAAACGACUGACCGUCAACCUGCGCGGUACAAGCCAUAUCGUGUGGCCGCACGGCAUCCGCGAACGCCGUACGGUAAUCGACAACACAUUGAUACUGCUUGGUCCCCAGGCGACAGACCCGGUACUUCCGUGCUACCUUGACUCAAUCCAGAAGACAUCGUCAUACCGACAGGCGCACAAAGGGACCACAUUAUGGAAUGCGAUCUCGGCUAGAGUGGGAUCGAGCGGGCGUGAAGAGCAGGACACAGGGUCUAAACAUCAGCGACUGACACCCGGGACCCACACAUACAAAUUCGAGAUGGUCCUGCGCUCCCAUCUGCCUGAAUCUAUUCAAGUCCGGCAGAGCGAGGUCCGGUACCGGAUCCGAGCCUCUAUCGAACGAACGGGCCUCUUAAAUCGCCCCUUCUCCUGCAGCAAACCCAUUACCGUCGUUCAUUGUCCCGCAGAAGAUUUUGUGGAUGAUGCCGAACCGAUCUAUACCGCUCGCGCUUGGAAACAUCUCUUACACUCUGAGAUUCUAGUCUCGAAGCGAGGAGUACCUCUUGGGGAUCUCAUACCUGUCACCGUGUCAUACACAGAACUGGGCCACGCCAAGUUCCGUGGACUGCGAAUAUUUGUCUCGGAAGAUGUGCAGUACCACCAGCGGGAUGGUCUAACUUGCUGCAGUGGCCCUUUCAAACGAAGUCUAGUUUACGAAAACAUGGCAGGACCGGUGUCAACGACAGCGCUAAGACGAGCCGACACGGACGAGCACCCGGCAUACAUUGAGAAGGAAGAUUAUAUCACCGCCAAGACGGUCGGGGAUGCCGAGGCACGAAGCCGAUCGCUGCAUGAUGGCGACACGGAACACACCGAACUCAGUCUCCAACUUCCAAUUCCCGUUUGUCAUCUCCAUUCCGAUCCAGCAAGGCCACAAGGCAUGCAUUUUGACACUCGGUACAAAAACGUUCGAAUCAUCCACUGGCUUGAGUUUGCCUUCCUGAUGGCCAAGCCCGACAAACUGAACCCGAACAAUGAGCGCAUUGUGCAGAAAGUUGCCCACGUCCCAUUGGCACUGCGCUCUUGUUACGCCCAGCAAGCCAAUGCUGCGCUGCCGGCAUACUCCUAAGACGGUUGGGUUGCAGCCAAUAGUUCGAUCGGGAAAGUUUCGGAAUGACUCCUGGUUGGACUGCUGCAAGAAGUCUCCAGUCGUGUUGAAGCUUACUCGUGGCCGUGGCCUGCAUCACAGCACCUGGGCAUGAAGGCCCGUGGGCGUAUGGGAAGUGGAGCCCGUAAAGGAGAAGUGGAUACUCAACCAUCUUUAGAUCGUGACAGGGUCCCUCAAACUUGGCUUUCUCUG
Molecule: messenger RNA, 1751 nt
Organism: Aspergillus uvarum CBS 121591
Lineage: Eukaryota; Fungi; Ascomycota; Eurotiomycetes; Eurotiales; Aspergillaceae
Exons: 4
Coding region: 228-1520 (430 amino acids)
Biological process (GO): ubiquitin-dependent endocytosis
Cellular component (GO): plasma membrane; cytosol; cytoplasm
Molecular function (GO): ubiquitin protein ligase binding; protein-macromolecule adaptor activity
Source: RefSeq, a predicted model, not a curated record